Drosophila hydei is the source of this 5976-nucleotide messenger RNA. It is a transcript of the gene Cad74A, whose product is annotated as cadherin-23. The coding region runs from base 152 to 5626 and encodes 1824 amino acids. Gene Ontology annotation, molecular function: cadherin binding; calcium ion binding. The record is from RefSeq and is a predicted model, not a curated record. The transcript is spliced from 9 exons. Gene Ontology annotation, cellular component: plasma membrane; catenin complex. Gene Ontology annotation, biological process: homophilic cell-cell adhesion. Lineage: Eukaryota; Metazoa; Arthropoda; Insecta; Diptera; Drosophilidae.
GCGCGUGAAUAAAAGUGAAAUAAUCAUUUAAUAAGUAAGUGCCACAGUGAAUAUUGUGCUAGAUGUGCUAAAUACUUAAGUAAAUACAGCCGAAAUACUUGCAAGCUAACGGAUAUAUACAAAUAACGGCAUUGGAAUUAGCAACGGCAACAUGUUGCUGCCGUCGCUAAUGUGUUUGCUGCUGCUGCUCUUUGGCCGCUUGGCCGGGGCACAGCUGCUGAAUCAUCCGCCACAUUUUGUGCCCGGCUCGGGCGACAUGUCCCGCUUCAGCCUGUCGGAGCACACGCCAGUGGGCAGUCCAGUCUAUCAACUGAAAGGCAUCGACCCGGAGGGUGGACGACUUAAGUACAGCAUAUCUGGGCCAGUUUUCUCGGUGGAUCGGGAGACGGGCGUGGUGCGACUGCGUCAGGAACUGGAUCGCGAGACACAAGAUACCGUUGAGGUGAUCAUCAGCAUCACCGAUGAGGGCAUCUACGGCACAGAGCCGAACACAGUGUCCCAGCGUCGGGAAAUUCCGGUGCGCGACUACAACGAUAAUCAGCCCACAUUUUACGGACGUCCCUAUACGGCCAGCGUUAGCGAGUCGCUGCCCGUGGGCUCGGAGCUAACAGUGGAGCCAGCAAUCAUAGUUGUGGAUCGUGAUGACGGAUUGAAUGCGGAGGUGCAGAUCAAAUGUGUGCAGGAGAACGACAUAUGCGACAUCUUUGAGGUGCGAGCCGUCAAGUUGAGCGAUGGCAACUUCACCGCGAGGGUUGCCUUGAAGCAACCUCUAGAUUUCGAAAGCCGUCCCUCCUAUAUCAUGACGAUUUCCGCCUCAGACGGUGCUAUAGAGAACCGUCUCACCUCCUUUGCCACUAUUUCCAUUAAUGUCAUCGACGUACAGGAUCAGGCGCCAGUUUUCACCAACGCACCUUACUCUGCAACUGUGGCAGAGAAUACACCAGCCGGUGUGAGCAUAUUGACUGUCAAGGCCAUCGAUGGCGAUGUGGGCAUUCCCAGGGAGAUCUUCCUCUCGUUGGAGGAUGAACCUUUUGGACACUUCGAACUGGUGCCCUUUGGCGAUGCCAAGGAAGGCACAGCUAUACUUCAGACUACAAGUGAGCCGUUGGAUCGCGAGAAUCCCGACAUACUUCAAAAUGGCGGCGUCUAUGUCUUUUCCAUUAGAGCGACAGAGCUCAUAGACGGUGCCAUACCCGCUGAGCACUCGGUUACACGAGUGACCAUCGUUGUCACCGAUGUCGACGAUCACAGGCCAGAGUUCAGUGCCUCGCACUUCAACAUUUCAAUUGCCGAGAAUCUUGCGAAUGGCAUGCCUUUGCCAGGUCUCUCAAUUUUCGUGGAUGAUCGUGAUAUGGGCGAGAAUAGUCGCUAUCAGCUCAAGCUGCAGGACGUCUCCAAGGCAGCUGGCGUAUUCGCUGUAUCGCCAACUGAGGCACAGGGAAGAACACCUGUUGUGGUCAAAGUGCUGAAUGCCAGCCAGCUGGACUAUGAUAAUCCUGCGCAGCGCACGUUCGAAUUCGACUUGGUGGCCACGACGCAUGGCGUGGAGCAGGCAAAGGCACGUGUGGAGGUCCAUCUCUUGGAUGCCAAUGAUAAUGCUCCAGUGUUUCGGCAGCAAACCUAUCGCUUUACAGCGCCCGAGAACCUAACUAUCGACUCCCUGGUGGGCAUAGUAAAUGCCAGCGAUGCAGAUUCAGCCGAGUUUGGUCACGUGCAAUAUGUACUCAAGGGCUUCGGAGCCGACAACUUCUAUAUUAAUCCAGAGACCGGCGGCAUUUAUCUGCUGAGAGCCCUGGACUAUGAGAAACAAAGCACGUAUAGCCUGACUGUGGUCGCUGUCGAUGGCGGCGGUCGCGAAUCGAACGCAAAUCUCUAUGUGGACGUACUCGAUGUCAACGACAAUCAUCCGCGUUUCGAGAGCACCGAGUACAGUCGAACCAUUCGAGAGGGCGCCUCCAUUUUUGAGCCACAGUUCUUUGUGCGCGCUCACGAUGCCGAUGGUCCCAGCCAGGGCAACGGCAGGGUGAAGUACGCCAUAGUCUCGGAGAACAGCAUAGCUGGUAAUGUCUUCCGCAUAGAGCCCGAAACAGGCGAAAUAACGCUGCAGAAGGCAGCCCGGUCCAUGGAUACGGAACGUGGCGAGUAUGAGCUGGUUGUGUCUGCCACAGACUUUGGCAUUCCCCCACUCACUAAUACUACGCGGGUGCUGAUACGCGUUGGCAUCUCUGGCAAUCAGCGGCCCAUUUUCAAGGGUCACUUCCAAAAUGUCGAGAAUUUGCCAGUGAUUGGUCCGCCCAGUUAUCGUGUGUCCAUACCAGAGAAUGCCGCUCCAGGCUAUAAUGUGACAACAGUCUCUGCGCAUGAUCCUGAUGGUCUGGACAGCCUGCUCAGGUAUCGCAUUGUGGGUGCCAAUGAUAACUUCCAAAUCAAUGAGUUCUCCGGCCUGAUCACUGUGUCGCCUCAAGCUCGCAUUGAUCGCGACUUGAACAUGAAUAGCUUUGAGAUAAUUGUGAAUGCUGUGGACUCUGGCACACCCAUACCGGAAACAGCAACCACCACGGUCUAUGUGAAUGUCAAGGACAUCAACGAUGAGAAGCCCAAGUUCGAGCAGAAUAGCUAUGCUGCCUAUGUCUCGGAGCGCACAGUUGUUGGCGAAAGCGUCCUGCGUGUCAAGGCAAUUGACAAGGAUCUGAAUUCACGUCUGGAGUACAGUUUGCAGGGACCAGUUCAAGCUACCACCAAGGCGGGCGUCAGCAUUGCCAAUCGCAGCAAUUAUCCCGUGCAAGAGGCCUUCCGUGUGGACAAAGAGAGCGGCGAGAUCUUUGUGAACAGCAGCCUGCGACACGAUGUGGCUGCCAUUAUCAUCUUUACCGUGGCUGUGCGAGAUUUGAACGCUGAAGUGGAUCCGGAGAAGCAGGUGGACACCACUGAAGUAACGGUGUAUGUGCAGUCCUUCAAGGACAAGGACCCAGUAUUUAAGAAUCCCGGCUGGAGUAGCUCCCGUCCCGUAGUCAACAUCAAGAUCAAAGAAGAAAUGCCCAUAGAUAGCGCGCUGUUCAUACUGCAAGCCGAGGAUCCGGUAACCGAGCAGCCAAUAACCAGCUUUGAGCUAGUCACACCCAAGGAGCUGGAAUAUUUCCACAUCUCUGAGCGCACUGGUGAGGUGAUUUUAAAGAAACGCCUGGACUACGAAGAGCUGGCAGGAUCAGGCAGCGCCGAGUUCGAGCUGCAGGUGCGUGCGAAUAGCGCCGAUCGUCAGCGAAGCACCAUCAGCAGGGUGAAUAUCACAGUCGAGAAUGUGAACGACAACAGUCCGACCUUUGACCAAAGCUCCUAUCAGGCCACCAUUAUUGAGAACAAGGGCUAUCCGGAGCCCGUGCUGCAGGUGAAGGCGCAGGAUAAGGAUGCUGCGCUCAACGCACGGGAUGAACGCUUGGGUUAUCACAAGAUCAUCUACUCACUGCAAGGCGAAUAUGCAAUGCUCUUCGAGAUCAACAAUCUGACUGGCCAGAUCAUUGUGGCUCGCAAUCAAACCAUUGAUCGGGAGCGCACGCCCUCCAUUCGACUGCAAGUGAAGGCGGAAGACUCGCCGGGCAAACCAACCGAUGCCAAGCAAAGCGUUGCGGAGCUGCUGAUCGACGUGCUGGAUGUCAAUGACAAUGCACCCGAGUUCACCAAGAAAGCUUACAGCACUGUCAUACCAGAGAACGCCCUGAAGAUGGAGAGUGUCCUGCAACUGGAAGCGACCGAUGCCGAUGAAGGCCCUGGCGGCGAAGUACGCUACGAGCUGGUUAACGAAGGCGACGCCAAUGGAUUGUUUAGCAUCAAUGCGCAGAGCGGACUUCUGACGACACGUCGCAAUCUGACGGGCAAGGGACGUGCAGAGGCUUACGUGUUGAUUGUGCGCGCCCAGGACAAUGGCAACCAGGUGCCCAAGCAGUCCAGCCUGUCCACAGAUGCCGAAGUGCGCAUAUUUAUAGGCGAUGUAAGCGCCAACGAUGGUGUGCCAUACUUUGUGGCGCCACGAGUGGGUCAAAUGGCAAAUGUGACUGAGAACGCGGCAGUUGGCGCUCCAGUCUUUCAAGUGAUUGCCAGGGAUCCCGACGAUGACAGCACGCCCUCCGGCACCAUCACUUAUCGCAUACUGCCCGAUACGCCAGAUGCUGAGUCCUUUGCCAUAGACACACACACGGGACUGAUAACGACACGUCAGGAAUUGGACCGGGAGGAGAAAUCUAUGUACAAGGUGCUGCUGGAGGUCAGCGACAAUGGACAGCCAAAGCAGUCGGUCACGCGUAUCCUAAAGAUUGAAGUGCUCGACAUGGAUGAUCAUGUGCCCCGAUUUGCCAGGGAGAUUGACGCUGGUCCGAUACCCAUGGCCGUGCGAGAGGAGCAGCCAGCCGGCACCAUUGUGGGCAACUUCAGUGCCAUUGACGAGGACAUCGGCGAAAAUGCUGCCAUUGACUAUGCCAUCAUCGAGGGCAACAACGAGCAGCUCUUCACCAUCGAGCGCAAUAACAACAGCUUGGCCAUAUUGAAGACCAGUCAGCCCAUUGAUCGGGAGCAGGUUGAGUCCUUUACGCUGACUAUCAAGUGCUUGAAGUUGGGCGAGCCCGCGUACAAGUAUAUUGGCGACGUCUAUGACCGCCAGGAUCCCUCGCAUCUGCGCAUUACUGUUAAGAUUCUCGAUAUUGACGACAAUUUGCCCAAGUUCGAGAAUCCAGACUCCACGGUGGGCAUUCGCAUCAAUGUGCCCAUUGACACGGUGAUAACCACGCUGCGUGCCACUGAUGCAGAUGCCGAGGCAGCGCCCAUAGCGCUCUCCAUUAAGAAUGUGACAUUUGUGCCGCAGUUCUACAAGCGCAGCCGCCAGCUGGCCACGGGCAAUCUGCAAACGUUGUUCACGCUCAACAAUCGCACAGGUGAGCUGCGCACGGGCGGCUCCUUUGCCGACUAUGUGGAUGGGUAUUUCCAGAUGCGUGUGUGCGCCAAUAACUCGGCCAAGGCCAAGAGGCAGACGUACAGCAACAUCAAAGUGUUCGUCAUACGCGAUAAGUCGCUGCUGAAGUUUGUCUUCGCACGACCUCCGAAUGAGAUACAGCACAAUAUACGGCCCUUCCAGGAGCAGCUGCAGAAGAAGUUGAAGCCGCUUGGCCUGGAGCUGCAUGUGUUGGACACGCAGGUGUUUACGCGGGCGGACAUGAGUCUGGACUUUACGGCAACCAGCUCGUGCUUCCAGAUGUUCCGCAACGGCGCCGCAUUAUCGCUGAGCGAAAUGCAAAAGCUGAUGAACUCCAAGGAGCUGCGACACGAGCUCAUCGACAUCUAUGCGGCGUAUGGCGUGAGUGAUCUGGAGUCCUGUUCGGUGCGACGCACUCAUACGGCGGCUCUCUUUGGCAAUCUGCUAAUGUCGGCGGGCGCCUGGCUGGUCAUACUGGCGGCGCUCAUAGGCAUCGCAGCGCUUGUCUCGCUCUGCACGGCCUGCUGCCUGAGAAAGAAAUUCAAGCGUUACAGCAAGCGUAGCUUGCAGGCAAGUCUUCGCACACCAACGGAGCAUACGCCCACCUCGUAUAGCUAUUCAAUGCCCGCCGUGCUCUACUCGGAGCCCAUCUAUGGACCCUUGUAGCCCCCACUCAUAUUCUGCACGCUCAGCCGGAGCAGCCAAUGGCAAUGCUGAAGAACUCAAUUCUAGUAAAUUAGUGCUCAAGACUCAAGACCCAAGCCGCAGCCAGAGCUCAGAGCGGCUUGGGAAGAGCGGGUCAAAACAGUCCAUACAUAAGCAUUAGCAUACUGUGCAUGUGAUCUAGUAUGUACAUAAUAUACAACUAUGUAUAGAGUAUAGAGUACGUCUGUGUAAUAUUUAAUUCUGUAUAAAGUCCAAACGAAACUUUUAGCCCUAAGUUCUCCUAUAAAAUAGUAAAGCGAAUCGCAAGUCAUUUUAUUUUUAUAUGUGUCAUCUGCAGUAGAGAUUUUUGC